UAAGCACACAAUAUUUAUACAGAUUUAAUAAUACAAAUCAAACUACAAUACCAAUGUUUUUGUUACUCUAAACACAGAAACGAACUAGCCGCUCACUAUAUGUAUAUGAAAAAAAUGAAUGAUGUAUGUUUAUAUCAUAUAAUAACCAAAGCAGAAUUUUAUGUAUCAUUUGAUUCAAGGUUCAAGUGUAAAAGUACAUUUUUUUAAAAUAGUAUCGCGUCUGUUAUAAUAAGUAGUUCUGUGUAUUUUAAUGUGGUAAACGUCGACGUUAAUCUUUUAGAGAUCGACAAAUUAAUCAUUAUACAGGGAGGAGUCUUAAUUAUCAAUAUUAUGGAUAAAUGUAUCGCCUACGCCAUUGGUAAGCAUUCAAUAUUCUGAAAAAAAAAGACUUUGGUGGUACUAACGUAAUACAGAGGUAAACGUUUUUGGUGAGAUUUUCAUUUAAAUGUAUAUUCGCGAUCAGUUGCAUGGGCAAGAUACUAUGCACUAUACUGAGUGUUCUAAAACGUGAUACGAAAGUGCAAUUCGUCACUUAAAAGGUACCGGUGAACUUUGGAAACAUUAAAUUGGAGGUGGAUUCAAAUUAAGGCAGGAUGAGUUUGAUGGUAAUAAGUAUUUUGGAUAAAAUAGUUUGGUUUUUAUUAGCCAUGGUCAUAGCCACUCAAGCCUUGCAGAUUGCCGGUAUAGUAGACACACCAAGUUCUUCAGUGGAUAUUAACUUUAAUGAACCAGUCCCUAUUCCAGUAAAUCCAAUUCAUGAAAACAUCAAUCAGAUAAAUAAAGAUAUAGCGGAGGAGAACGAUAGGUCUCCGAUAAUCGACGCCAUCUUCAACAUUCCUAUAAAAACAUUAACCGUAAUGAACAACCUGGUUCAAAAAUCACGACCAAUCUUCAGGAGAUUGGGAGAGUUUGCCUUUCGAAGUUUUCAGUCAAGUUGGAGAGGCAACCAAGAGGCUGAAAAGGCUCCAGCUCAGAAGAGAUCUUACCCUAUAUACAUGACGUCAUUAGCACCCAAAAAAACACAACCCACACAGUAUUAUUACUAGUUUCAUUAGAAUUCUUAGUCGUUUUUAAAAGUAAUUGUUUUUUUUGUUUUUGUUGUCAUUGUUUUAUUUAUUUUUCAUGUUUUUCUUUAUGUAUAAUUAUCUAAAUUUUAUAAUCGUUGUAAUUUUCAUAGAAAUUAUAGAUAGCAUUAUCAUAUUUAGACGAUUUUGUUAAUUGUUGUUAUCAUUUUAU
Sitophilus oryzae (rice weevil) is the source of this 1236-nucleotide messenger RNA. RefSeq lists its product as uncharacterized. Bases 594 to 1046 code for a protein of 150 amino acids. The transcript has 5 exons. Lineage: Eukaryota; Metazoa; Arthropoda; Insecta; Coleoptera; Curculionidae. The record is from RefSeq and is a predicted model, not a curated record.